Molecule: messenger RNA, 1705 nt
Organism: Phalaenopsis equestris
Lineage: Eukaryota; Viridiplantae; Streptophyta; Magnoliopsida; Asparagales; Orchidaceae
Product: cyclic nucleotide-gated ion channel 17-like
Biological process (GO): potassium ion transport; transmembrane transport
Cellular component (GO): membrane
Molecular function (GO): voltage-gated potassium channel activity
Source: RefSeq, a predicted model, not a curated record
CUGAAAUCCACUGGUGCUUAUUCUUGAAUUCAAGUAAGAAAAAAAAUCAGUUUUUCGGUAAAAAACGAAGCGAAGAAGAAGCAGAUUGGCACAGAUAUACCAGACUGGAGAUGAAGUCUGGCCCCAAAUAUUUUUGUAGUCCAAGCAGAGAUGCUGGGGUAAUGAAUUUGAAUCAUUGACGGCACCUUGUGUGCUGAGGGGAUUCGAGAAGUAGCUCGUCAGCUGUGCUAGAUCGGUGUUGUCUUUUUUCGCAGGGGUUCCGAUGAUGUUCGCUUCGACGAAGGUUGAUGAUGAGAUGGAACUCUGGAAGGAGAGGAUUGUCAGGUUCUAUCCCGAUGAGAAGAAAAUCUCAGCUAAACCUGUUCUCCAGCCUCACAAAAACGGAGCGACAUUACCAACCAAUGCCAUUGCGACAAAUACUGCUGGUUCCAAGGUGUUUCCCGAAGAAACUGUGUUUGAUCCAUGGCAGAAAUGGACAUUGGAUCCAGGAAGUGAUAUCAUGGUAAAAUGGAAUCGCAUAUUCCUCGUAACUAGCCUGGUUGCUCUUUUCAUAGAUCCACUGUACUUCUAUUUGCCCUCCAUUCAUAAUGCUGAUAGUUUGUCUUGCGUGAAGAAGAUGGAUUGGGGUUUGAGUGCUGCAGUUACUGUUUUCCGGUCCCUUGCUGACAUAGUCUAUGUGUUACAUAUUGUAAUAAAGUUUAGAACAGCAUUUAUAGCUCCAAAUUCUAGGGUUUUUGGAAGAGGAGAGCUUGUUAGAGACCAUAAACUGAUAGCGAAAAAAUAUUUGAAGUCGGAUUUCUUUAUUGAUCUGGCUGCUGCUCUGCCUUUGCCACAGAUCGUUGUCUGGUCUGUUAUCCCCGGAGUUAAGCAUUCAAAUCCUCAACACAAUAACAACACACUUGCUCUGAUUAUUCUAUUUCAGUACAUUCCAAGGUUGUACCUCAUAUUUCCUCUGAGCUAUCAGAUUAUUAAAGCCACUGGCGUUGUUACGAAGACUGCUUGGGCCGGAGCAGCAUAUAAUCUACUUCUUUACAUGAUUGCUAGCCAUGUUAUCGGAGCAGCUUAUUAUUUACUAACAAUUGAUCGCCAGACAACCUGUUGGAAAUCAGAAUGCACAAAGGAGAACGGCACUAUAGGUGCACAAUGCCACAUGAAGUUUUUGGACUGUGAUUUUUCAAGUGAAAUUGAUCAAAAGUGGGUAAAGAACACUGUUGUUUUUGCGAAUUGCAACGCGAGUGAUGACAAUAUCAAUUUCAAAUAUGGUAUAUAUCAGAAUGCAUUGACAACUGGGGCUGUGUCCUCUAAUUUUGUUAGGAAGUACUUUUAUAGUCUUUGGUGGGGCUUGCAAAAUUUGAGCACAUUUGGGCAGGGGUUGGGUUCAAGCACUUUCAUUGGGGAGACUUCCUUUUGUAUACUGAUAGCCAUUAUUGGACUCAUUCUAUUUGCACAUUUGAUUGGAAAUAUGCAGACCUACUUGCAAUCUGUUACCGUGAGGCUAGAAGAAUGGAGGUUAAAGCGGCGCGACACUGAACAUUGGAUGAGCCAUCGACAACUACCUCAUGAAUUGAAGGAACGGGUUAGACGAUUUGUCCAAUAUAAAUGGUUUGCCACGCGCGGAGUGGAUGAAGAAGCUAUUUUACAAGCUCUGCCUGCCGAUCUUCGUCGAGACAUUCAACGUCAUUUAUGCCUGGAUCUUGUCCGCAGG